AGAACACAAGGACCCAAGGACCCACACCUCAGUUUCAAACACUGAUUCCUAGAGAAAAUGUAACUAAUUAGGCGAAACCAAAUUUGUUUCUUGUUUUUAUAGACUUUCUGAUUUGUUUAAUAGAGGCAAGAGGGAAAAUAAAAUUAAUAAUUUAAUAAAAAAAACACUUAUGAUUGAAGCAUUUCUUUAUCAAAAGAAUAUUCACAGAAAUAUAUUAAUCAAAUUGUAUGUUAAAUCAAACUGCAUUUUAAAAAAACAACCACUUUUGCAAACUGUAGGUGGGUCCAUGAAACAAAACCUAGAUCUGUCCUCGUGCAGUACUGAUUGAUGUUCUUACAAUGACAUGAUACCACGAUUUACCCAGCAGUGUCCUUGUCUUGGCGGUAGCUUGUUCCAAUUGAUCAACUGAUUAGAUAAUUGCUGCAUCAUUGAAACCUUCUUACAUACUGUAUCCCCUACAAGGUCACACCCUAUUGAGAAGAGGGAGGGAGGACCCCUGCACAGCCAAUGUUAUGACAUACUCUAGGCUCAUAUAAAAAUGUAAUACAUUAAAUACAGCGUGUAUUACUUACUGCAACAUCUGUUACAGUUUCAGUGUUGCAGGCUUAGCCUUGCCUGUUGUUGUUGCUGCUCAUCUUUAUGAAAGUUGAAAUGCUGAUUUACCUCAUUAUUGUCUCAGGUGUAUUAUUUGUGUUGCCAUGGUAACCAGCUGUUUGGGCCACUUAGGUAACAGUGAUGUGGAGUAUCAGAGAAAAACAUGGAAGUCCAGUGAUGGAGUUGAUUGUUGGAUUAUUAUCUUGAUGUGUAGCGACUGAGAGCUUGGUGGACCUUCUAUUGGAAGGAUUAACAAAAAAAUCUUUGGAUCUCGCGUAUGGCAUUUGUCAGCUCUAGUGAUGUAAACAUGUAAUAAAGACUGGAUACCUGUGUUACCGUGUGUGCUGAAGAUGUCAGAAUGUGAGGAUACCAGUCGGAAGCGACACGUGGCGGUGACUGUGACAACAUUGACAGCAGUGACAGUGACGGCAUAAUGGGAGAAUACUCCAACUACUCCACAUACUCCCACUGUGAGGACAACUCCUUCACCCCAGAGAGUCAGACGGGUACUGUCUACAUCAGGAUAGCCAUACCGGAACUCAAAAUUCAGAAAUGCCUGCAGUUCCAGCUGGAUGAUUCUGUGUAUCAAGCCAAACAGAGGAUUCUAGCAGCCUUUUCCAAGGAUCUGCGAGACUCCAUCAACUAUGGGCUGUACCUGCCCCCCACCAAUGGCCGUGCAGGGAAGUUUCUGGAUGAGGAGAGACUACUUCAGGAGUACCCACUGCAGGGACCCAUUGGAUUCCUUGAGUUCAAGUACAAACGGAGAGUUUACAAGGUGAUGCAGAUUAACCCUCGCAAGCUCAAGCAGCUGCAUACAAAGAGUAAUCUAAAGCAUUUUAUCGAGCUGGUGAAGAAGGGAGACUUGGAUAAGAUCAAUAAACUGACCAGUAAGGGCCUUGACCCCAACUUCCAUGACCAUGAGACUGGAGAAACCCCCUUGACCCUAUCCAUAGCUCUGAGUAAGGAGAAGUCCCGUGAGAUGAUGAUAAUACUGGUGUCGGGUGGGGCACAUCUUGACUUCCGUAACAAGCAGGGUCUCACUCCCCUACACAAGGCUGCUGGACUGGGUAUCCUGGAGAAUGUUAAGACUCUCCUGGACCUGGGGGCCUCACCUAACUACAAGGAUCUGCGGGGGCUCACACCUCUCUACUAUGCUGUGUGUAAUGAAACCAACCCUCUGUGUACAGAGAUGCUUCUGCAUGAGAGAGCUUUCAUUGGACUGCAAGAUGAGCAGGGCUGGUUUGAGAUACAUCAGGCCUGUAAGUAUGGCCAUGUGCAACACCUGGAACACCUGCUGUACUAUGGGGCAGACAUGGAUGUUCAGAAUGCCAGCGGGAACACUCCUUUACAUGUGUGUGCAGUCUUCAACCAGGAAUCGUGUGCACGGGUGUUACUGUUCCGGGGCUGCAGCAAGGAGAUCCUCAACUACAACAACCAGACAGCAUUCCAGAUUGCCAUCAUUGCCAACAACAUUGACCUUGCCGAGAUCAUCAAGAAUAAUAAACCAGAGGAUGCUGUACCAUUUCGUGAAGUGCCCAAAUACAGUGAUAGGAGGAAAGGCUCCACCAUGACCCCAAGUAUGCGAGCCAUACAUCGAAGUCGGAGUGACCCACGUCUCAACAUCAGUGUCAUUGAAGAACAAAUGAUGAGACAGGGAAUGUCCAAUCACAGCUUGACACAUAUGACAGACACCUACUCCAACGGCUCAUACCCUCCGUCUCGGGAAUACAACUCGGACUCGCCACGAUCUCUCAGCGUCUCCAGCACUGGUUCAGGGCCAGGUGUCAUACCAUCAUCUCAGUAUGAAUACGAAAGAACACGUCUCUAUCCGGCUAUCCCAAGUCGCUUUGUCGUCUGUGUAAAAAAAUACCAACCAAUACACACAGCAGAGCUGAAGCUUAGGAGGGGAGAUAUUAUACAAGUGUUAAGUGUUGGGGAUCAGGGAUAUUAUGAAGGCCGAACUGAUGGGGGAAGAGAGGGAUGGUUCCCGGGGACCAAUGUGAAGGACAUCACUUUACGUAGAGCUGGUUCAAUGGGUGACCUACUUGGUGGUGAUACCGUUACUCUCAACAGAAACACACUGGCGGCCCUCAUCAACGCAGAUGAUCCUGAAUAUGCUCCGAGGAGAGUGGUGCUACACAAAGGCCCUGAAGGGUUUGGCUUUGUGCUGCGAGGUGCGAGGUCCCAGACCCAGUCCGGGACAUUGGACUUCCAGCCUACUCCCGAAUUUCCUGCUCUGCAGUACCUGGACAGUGUGGAUCAAGGUAGCCAAGCAGACAGAGUGGGCCUCAAAGCUGCGGAUUUCUUAUUGGAGAUCAAUGGAGAGAAUGUCGUUCGGGCAUCACAUGAACGAGUUGUACAGUUGAUUCGCACAGCACGCUCUACCCUGGCUAUGACAGUGGUGACAGUCCGCCCUCUUGACCGCAACAGUGAUUGGUUUGUACACCAAGAUGGUGUCAUGACGCUUCCAAAUCGCAAGAGACAAGCUCCUGCUCCUCCUCGCCGAGAUCCACAAACAUCUUUGUCCUACAGUAAAGCUACAUCUAAGUCAAUGGCAGAGGGACUUGCAGAAAUAGAAAAACUUGACCAGACUUUAGCAGAAUAUGAUGGCAAUCAGUAUGCUCGGCGGUCUUCAAUGCCCAAUGAUGGCGGAUCUGAACCUAAGACAGCAUCAGUGCGUGCAGCUCAUUCAGCCAAGAGGAUGUCUGUAGUGGAUCUGGACACCAUUCUGGUCAGUGAGAAGACAGAACAUGGCAAGACAAAGAACAAGGACUAUGUAAGUCCAUCAGAACUGCGGAUCAUGAAGUAUCACAAGAAACAGAAUGGAACCGUCAGCAACAUGGAAAGAUCCAAGAGUACACCAGAUCUUGCUGGUGAGAUGGUCUUAACUAAGCCAGAAGCCAUCUAUGCCAGGUCAGGUGUUGCAGUUGGCUCUGGAGCAGUUGGGCAAGAAAGACCUGGCCCAGGAGCAACUUGGAGCAAGUCUCAUGUGUCUCCUGUAGCAGUGAAAACCCCUGAACCCUCAAGUCUGAGGGGACCAAUAUACAUGACUCCAUCUGUGAAGAGGCCAGUUACCUACAUUGAUCCAAAAGUACUCCAAGCUGCAGUCAGUAGUGGAAGUGCAUCCAAGCUACAUCUUAGUCAGGAUGAGCCUCCAUACUCAGUUCCUCAGAUUCCAAGUCGUCAGCCAACGCCAAAACGCCCUGCGCCACCUCCUCCUCCAGUGAGGGCAGAAGUUGUCUCAAUCAGUACUACAUAUGCUAAUGUCUCAGAGGACAUCCAGAAAAAGAAGAAUCGGGAUUCUCCAUAUGAAUCUAGUUUUCGACCUGGCACUUUGGCAAGGCUGACAAAACAUCCCCAGGUAACAACAGCUUCUCUAGAACAGGCCAAACUGAAGGCUCACCAGAGAAGUGCCAGUGCUGGGAAUAUUGCUGUACCACCAGAUGCAGAGAAUGAGACAGACAAACCUGGUGUGUCUUUUGCUGAAGAUAAGGUAUAUGAAAGUGCAGCAAGUUUCAUGGAAAAACAUCCUAAUGCUACUUUGCUUGUGACUGCAGAUGUGCACAAAGGGCAGAAGAAGGAAAAGAACAUCUAUGAGGCAGAACCUGAACCUGACUAUGAUGUUGAGAGUGAUGAGGAAAAAGCUGAGUCAGUGUCCUCCAGCUCUAGCACUAAAGUUCAUGGGACAUUCAGUCGACAGUCUAGUGCAUCUUCUCAUAAAUCUACAGGCUCCAGAAAUGCUGGUGAGAAUAAAACUGUGAUUUCAGUAGGAGGAGAGGGAUCACAGAAAAAUUCUCCUCAGAACAAACGCUACACUAUUCAUUCAGACAUACCAUCUUCUACUGCUCCUUUCUCAAAUGAUCCAUCCAGUGGAACAACCAAACUCGUGAUUCCUCCUCGCCCUCAGCAGCCAGCACCCUUGCCACCCUCAGUGCCUUCCAGUACCAGUAGUUCUCGGCGCUCAUCAGUCCAGUCUAAUAUGAGUGGAGAUCGGGAUACUUCCUCAGAUAGAAUCAAUAUUAUGCCCCCACCACCACCACCAAUAACCUCUAUUAUGGUCCAAUCAAGUCAGCCAGUAACAACCAUCACUUCCCACACCACUCCACCCCCACAAACAGCUCCCCCACCACCUCCUCCUCCUCCACCAGUAGUUGCAACACCACCUCCUCCACCUCCCCCACCGCCACCUCCUGCUUCUAACCCACCCCCUCUUCCAUCCUCCACACCACCUCAGCUACGACCAACAGCUCCAAAACCUGUUCCUCAAGGUCCACCUCUAGUGCCAACAGAUGACAUCAUGGCUGCUGUUGCUAAGAGACAAGCCAGGAUGCAGUCAGAUGGACCACUGAUGGCACCAGAUAGGCCAGCCCCUGCAGCUGCAGCUCCUAAGUCAAAACUUGAACUGAAUCAUGAAGCACUGAAGGCUGCAGUAGCCAAACGUAAAAAUUUGUUGGCCAAAGUUGAUGAUUCUGCUGUGGUGGAUACGAUUGAGUCCAGAUUGCAGAAAACAAAGAAACUACAGUCAGCCAAGUAUUUCUUCUCUAGUGACACCAUUAAUAGGAAAGAUGUGAAAGCAAUAUCACCAGAAAUUGCUGAGGAGAAACAUUCUGUGACUCCAUCUAAAGUACCAGUUGGGAGCACCAAUACAUUGAAAAGUAAAAAGACAGUUGCUGCACCACCUCCUCCAGUUAUGAAACCAGCUGCAGAGGUAAAUGCUAAGGCCACACAGCAGCCAAAAGAGGUGCCUAGCAAAUCUGUUGCAGCAAAGGAAACUCCAGCCAGUGUACCUAUUCUAACUAAAUCAGACUCUGAAUCACCCCAGCCUAGUGAUUUCCUGGCCCUGGCAGAGAAACGUAGGCAGGAGUGGCUGCAGAAGAAAUCAAAUGGCACAGAUACAGGAACCCUCAAAAAGAAUACCACAACACAAAAUCCUACAUCCACAGACUCUAACACAAACAAAAUUGAAGUGAUUCCUCUGAAAGGCUCGUCUGUUGAGAAAGAUUCUAAAGUGUCCAUCCGUGAUAGGAUUGCUAAACUUGAGAAAGCCAAUCUCAAUUUGAAUGGAGCUGUGAAAUCUGAGGGAAAUGUUGAGUUGGGUGGAGUCACUGAAGAUCACUCUCACACUGAAGCUGGUCUGACUCUCAGUCGGAAUAAGAAGGAGAAAGGUCUUCAGAAUGGAUCUAAUUACGGCUAUGUAGCCCCACCAACUGAAUUUGAGGAUGGUGGGAACAAAUCACCAACCAAUGCCCAUGGUGUCAUUCAAAUUGAUAUCAUCCCACCGCCUCCAAUUUUCGCCAAUGAGAGUAGUACAGAUGAGAGUGGUCAUGCCAAUGAACAGUUUGGGUCAGCAUUUGGUCAUGAUGAUGCAGCAAGCCUGGUGUCAUCAGUCUCCACUCUCAGCACUUUAUCCAGUGAACAUGGUGAAGCGGGGUCUCCACCAGCAAAGCAUGCUCAGCAGUAUGAUGACAUGAUCCCUCCACCACCACCAGGAUUUGAUGAUUUAGGGGAACAGAUGUACGAUGAAAUACAAGGGGAUGAAUGUAUCCCCCCUCCGCCACAGUUUGGUAACUCAGAAGGUGGCAAGCCAAAACCUAUCCGACCAUUCCAGACAAAGGCUGUAGAAUCCUGGCUGUGUACUGAUGUCAUGGAUUGGCUUGACAGUGUCAGUAUGAGCCAGUAUAGGUCGAGUUUUGCUAAGAACUGCAUUGAUGGACCCAAGCUACUGGGUCUGGGUAGAAAUGACUACAUUGAACUUGGUGUUGUUCAGGUUGGACAUAGAAUGAACCUGGAGCGAUCAAUCAAAAAAGUAGCUAUGAGGAAGACAGCACUGUGAUUGUGUUUGACUGUGAAAAUAUUGUUAUUCAGACAUGGAAAUACUUGUGAAUUUUGUGAAACUAUGAUACAGACAUGUUGUUAUGGAAACAGUGAAGUGGAUAGUGCUCAAGUCUUUCAUACUGAAAGUGUAACAGGCAUUACAUGCUAAUAGUACAUUUAAACUGUGUGGUGUGACUGUUCUGUGUGAGCAGUAUGUCUUAUACAUUCCUGGAACUAUUGAUUGGAUGACCCUUUUGAUGCAGUUAAAGGAUAUCACCCGCAUAUCAUGGAAAAACUGCAUCCAGUGUACAUAUCAUAAGAUAUUAUCAGUGCCCUAGUCACAUUGUGUUUACACACCUAACCCAACCGUUGUUUAUACUCCCAAUGUUCUCAUGCAAUAUACUCAUUGUCUGUCUGCCUGUGAACUUCCUGUCUGUGUGGACUGUCUUUCACCUGCCUGCUUUUGCCAGACGGUGUCGGGAUUGUCAAGCUAGCAUUGCCCAGUUCUUCACUUGGAUCAACAUUGCGUUUACUUUUUUGUUGUUUUGUUUGUCAGGCUAAGUUCUAAGUUGAAAAUGCUUUAGAAUCUGGUUUGACUUGGAAUAUUUUCUGGCACUUUGAUGUCUUUGAAAGGAAGCUGGCCAAUGUUAUUGUCUCUCAAGUGUCUGUUGUCAGGACCAGCAUAGGCAAAAUAUCUUUUAAUAUCUAUCUAUAUAAUAACUUUAUAAAAAACUAAUAAGAAGCAUGACCCCAGAGUUUCCAGGUCAUUAAAGGUAACUCCAUUUCUGAUUGCUGGUUGUGAAGAUUUUGGCGGAAACCUAAUGCAGUUGAAAUGCUAUGUAGAACAUAUGUCACUGCAAAACAGAAUUUUGUGAUGACAGUAUAAUGAUAGGAAAAAUAUGUGUGGAAUUCAAGUUAGGUUUUGAUAUAGGAAUUUUGGAUCAAUUCUGGAUCCAUGCCUACAUAAAUUUGUUCCAAGAAGUUUAGAUUUAGAUACUGGCAGCUACAGGCUUGUAGUCAGAGAGGUGCCAGUAACCCAACAGUAAAUGGCAACCUAAUACAGGACCAACACAACUUCUUGUUGCUGCAUAACUUCUUGUUACACUUAAUCCUUAAUAGCCAUGUUGUCAUCAAUUUAAGAUGCAUGCCAGUUUCAAUCUGUGGAAUCCAAACUGUCAAUUCUACUUUAUGCUUCACACAGUUAACAUAUGCACAUUGAUAUCAGUUGGUAGUGACUUCUAUAUUCCUAAUAUCUUUGUGUGUAUACCAAUGGGUGUAUUUUAUCAUAUUUAAUUGCCAGUCUUGUUGCAUCUUGACAUGCAAUUGUUACAAUACACGGUUCCUGAACAGAUACCUUUCCUUUGCUCUUACACUGUCACUUUGUGAUCUUAUCAUGGAUUACACAUAAACAUGAGAUUAUUACUUAUUAAUGUUAGUAAUUACUAAUAUGAUAUUGUUUUUGUCAUAUUAUCAAAACAGGUAAACAAUACCCAGAUAACAAGGUCAAUGAUGUUGAUUUCAAAUAGAUGUAUUUUACUUGAAAAUAAAGCAGAAUCAACACCUAUCUAUUCUAUGAAAUAUAAACAUAUCUAGCUGUGAUGUAGAUAUACGUUGAUAUGGGAUAAUGUAUGCACCUAUGAUAGUCUUUCAUAAGCUAUAUUUAUCAAAGUCCAGAUCUGUAUAUUUGAUAGAAUUCACAUCUAUCUGAAUAUUUUUGAAAAUAAUGACAAUUCCUCCAACAUGUACAAAGGGGGAUAACUCUUGUAUUCACUUAAAGUGUACAAAUUGAUCCAUGCUGUAUAUGCUUUGAAAGGAUCCUCACUUAAAUGAAUUUGACCAUAACAUGGUUGUGUAACUGAUUUGUGGUCAGUGAAGUAAAUAUAGUGUAAAUUUAACAUUUAAGACUUUGACUGUUGAUCACAUUUAUAUAUUUGAUUAUUCCAACUUCACCACAAUAACUUAUUGAUAAUUUGACAAAUAAUUUGAUGCAUGCACUUGUUAAUCAUUGCAGUUAAUACUGAUUUACAAUGACAGUAAUGUACCCAGUCUCCUUGUAUGUGUAUACUGAAACUACAUUUCUCUAUGCACCGAUGUUAUAUAGGGGAGCAGUGUACCUGAACAUAGUACAAUGUAUAUAACACUGUAAUGACCUUCACCUUGUAGCCUGUACAGAGAAGAGUUUUAUCACAUUUCCAGUUUGUUCACAGCAGAUCGAUAAUUGUCUUUUCUAUUAUUUAUAUACUUGAACAAUAAACUUGUGAAGGAUUGUUAUCUUAGUGGCCAUAUGUAAGAAACAAAUGUUAAUAAACUCUUCCAUGUUG
This is a messenger RNA of Haliotis rufescens (red abalone), 8729 nucleotides long. RefSeq names its product SH3 and multiple ankyrin repeat domains protein 3-like. Gene Ontology annotation, molecular function: ionotropic glutamate receptor binding; synaptic receptor adaptor activity. Gene Ontology annotation, cellular component: dendritic spine; postsynaptic density; postsynaptic membrane. The coding region runs from base 1028 to 6427 and encodes 1799 amino acids. The record is from RefSeq and is a predicted model, not a curated record. Lineage: Eukaryota; Metazoa; Mollusca; Gastropoda; Lepetellida; Haliotidae. The transcript has 19 exons.